GCAGAGAGCCAUCUGAAAGCAAUGUUCAUAUCCAUAUAAGGAUAACAACACCUGCCACGUGUCUCGGGGAAGGCAAUGAUGUUUUUAAAUGGCUUUCUCGACUCAGCGUGAUAUUUAUUUUUAAAAAAAAUCGGAUGCGCUUGUUGGCAUUUGGAUAACGGGAAAAAUUCAUCUUUCAUCUUCGAAAGCGAAGAUCGUCGAAGGACUCUACUGUAUAAUUUUUUUUUUUCUGAAUUUCACGUGUUUCAUUCAAAUUGAUUACCAGAAUCGAAAGUGUGUGUUCCUCAGACAUAAAAACCAUCAGACAAAGUAAUGGAUUUGAAAGAAACAGAUAGAUAUCUCCGCCAGCCACGAAUUAACUACGAAGAAAAUCUUUACAAGCGAAUGGAUGAUUUUCGUCGGCAGGAGAUAUUGUGCGACACAAUUCUUCAAGUGGACGGGCAAGAAUUUCCAGCCCACAAAAACGUCUUAGCGGCAUGUAGCGAGUAUUUCCUUGGUUUGUUUACAUCCGACAUGAAAGAAAAACAUCAACUUGAAGUCAAACUCGAAGGAUUUCGAGCCUUUGUGAUGAAUGAUCUGCUCCAUUACAUAUAUACGGGAGAAGUUGAAAUAACCGAUGAGAAUGUCAAAGAACUGGUUUUCGCUGCUGAUUACCUGUUAAUAACAAGCUUAAAGGAUAAAGGGAGUGAGUACUUAGAAGGAAUUUUAAAUCCUUCAAAUUGUCUGUCAAUGAGAGCGUUUUCAGAGAAAUUUGACUGUGAAGAACUCAUGGACAAGUCUGAGAGCUUUAUUCUUGAGAACUUCGUGGCUGUUUCGAAAUCGGAGGAAUUCCUGCAUCUUUGCCUCUCUGAGAUUGAGAAGCUUAUCACUUUAGACGACGUUAUUGUGGAGACGGAGGAACAGGUGUACGAAGCGGUCGUUUCGUGGGUCAAACAUGACGUGAAUAACAGGAGAGAGAAUUUCCCGCGGUUGCUCUCUCAGGUUCGCUUGGGUUGCAUGUCAAAAUAUUACAUAGCAGAAUAUGUUGAAAAGGAAGAACUGGUAACCAAUAACCUUGAGUGCACCAAGCUUCUUUACGAAGCCAUGAAGUCAUAUGCAUUACAUGGACCUCAGCGACAGCCAAUCAGGGAUAUCUGCAAGAUGCGGAAAUGUUUGGAUUCCAAUGUAGAUGCCAUCAUUACGAUCUGGGGACCUGGAGACGAAUUGCGUUCCUCAACUCAGUGUUACGUGCCUUCUGUCAAUCAGUGGUACAAUUUGGCGCCAAUGUUAAUCCCGCGCUUCAGUCACGGCGCUGUGGCAUGCGAGGGGUUUAUUUUCACAGUAGGAGGAGUCUCCCUGAAUGGGCAUCUGUCAAGCAUGGAGAGAUAUGACUACAGAACUAACACAUGGGCAGGAGUAGCACCGAUGGCUAAGGAAAUCUCUGCUCUUGGUGUGGCUGAACUAAAUGGUUCUUUAUACGCAGUAGGUGGCUGGCACAGAGGAAGACCGCUUAACACCGUUUUGAGGUACUAUCCGAACUCGAACAUCUGGGAAGCGGUCGCCCCAAUGACAUCAAACAGAGGUGGUCCAUGUGUAGUAUCUGAUAAAUACCUUUACGCCAUCGGUGGAAAAACAGAAAACGAUAAUGCCAAUGACCCGUUCAAGUACCUGAGUACGGUUGAAAAAUAUGAUCCCAGAACAAACACCUGGACCAUGACCACACCCAUGCAGGUCCGUAGAGCAUACGCAUGCGGAGUAGCUGUUGGAGGAAACCUUUACGUAGUAGGGGGAACCCAAGAUGAUUUGUACUCGUCGCACAGCUCUUGUGAGGCUUUUGACAUAGAGAAUAACACCUGGACAUACAUAGCUAAUCUGUGCAUAUCAAGAGCGCUGGCAGGGAUAGCUUUCGUAGGAAAUCAUAUCUACGUCCUCGGAGGAAAGAAAAAUUCCCGCGAAAGAACAGACAAAGUAGAAUUUUACGAUAUCGAUCUUGACGUGUGGAAGGUUGUAGGGUCGGUACCUAACUGUAUGGGUGGGAUACAGUGCUCAGCUGUUUCUCUUUCCACCCAAUUUCUCAACUCUCUGACAAAGAUUACUUAAAAUUUUUUUUUCCUUAUCAGUACAUGUAAGAUUGACAGGCUUUCGUUUGAACGCCACAAUGUCCCAAUUCAUCUCUAAUUUUCGAACUUUUUUUUGAGAUUAACCCUUUUUUUUAAACGCGCAGUGCAUACGAAGGCGUGGGCAUAACGUUGGAUUCAAUUUCUAUGAGCUGUUGAUUUUGAGGACUGAACGACUUAGCAGUUUUUACUUGUCGUCGUUUUGAACUUGGAGCCUUAGUCCUUUUCGUGAAAAAUUCGAACAUUUUGGCAAAAGAUUUUUCGAAACUUUAAAAACAUAGCAGAUUGAUUUCUCUUUAUGUAUGGGCCUCAAAUAUAAUUAGCACAGGAUGAUUGUAAUGACCGUGAUUAUAGAAGAAGUUAGAUAUUAUUGUUAAGCUCAGAAAUCUGUAUAUAAGAGCAUAUAUGUACAUAAGCAUGGAGUGUGUCCAAACAACAAGUCAAUGAGUAAAAUUCGAUAGUUGACUUUCUAUGGCAAGGCAUAUAGUAAGAUAAAAACAGAUGAGAUGUAUGUAAAAAACGACAGAGGAACAACUAUCUUUUAAAAUAUCUACAAAAUAAAUAGGGCGAUGUGAACGUUACCUAAUAAAAAAUGAAUUAGAUUCAG
Molecule: messenger RNA, 2703 nt
Organism: Pocillopora damicornis (cauliflower coral)
Lineage: Eukaryota; Metazoa; Cnidaria; Anthozoa; Scleractinia; Pocilloporidae
Product: kelch-like protein 12
Molecular function (GO): protein binding
Source: RefSeq, a predicted model, not a curated record